CAUUCAACGCCGCAUUCCUCACAACAUCGAUGAGAUAACACACAUUCUUAACCAUGGCUCCGCCAGCUCCAACAAAUAAACCCGGGUCCCUUCUCUCCCCGUCGCAUUACGAUGACGACGCAUCGAGCAUCCACAGCGAGCGCAGCGAUCAGGACACUGAUAGCGAAGACGACGAGGUCCUAAUGGGUGCCCGAACGAGCGCCGAUAUCAGAGCACACGAUCGAAAUGUAUUGCUAGAGGAAGAGGAACGGGAUAAAUUGCUCGAAGAGAGUCGGCGACGGGGACGCAGAGGGAGUGCUCUCGUAAUGCCAGCACCGCUGAAGAAGCUGUUCUCAAAGAGCUUCACAGAAUUGCCUAUGGCAGGGAGCUCAGAACAGGAAGAGAUUCCUGCGGAAAAGAGCUCGGAUAAGAGGAAACGGAGGAGAGAGAGGAGGAGCAAGAGGAAAGAGAGACUGAUGGAUGAGGCCUCGCAUGGUGAAGAUGGGGAAUUGAUGUACGAGAUGGAAGAAGGUGGUAUGAAGGAAGGAAGUGCUACUGGAUCUAGCAGCGACAACGAAGGUAGCGAUGAAAUCGACCGACGCGGACUGCGGAUAUUACACGAUGAGAAGUCACAGAGGAGACGGAGAUGGAGGACCUGGUUAUUCAUACAUUCGUUGAUUGCUGUUGGGUUCUCGAUUCUGGUAUUGGUGGCCUGGAAAUUGUCACUGCACAGGAAAUCAGCCGUACCAAUCCAGACGAUGCUGAGCAAUGGGACGGCUUUAUUUGCACCUACGACGAUUCUGAUCAGUCUGGAUGGAUUUCGAGCAGAUUUCUUGAACAGAGGAAUUACGCCGAGAUUGAACGCUUUCAUCAAGGAGGGCGUGUCACCAGUAUAUAUGAAUCCGAGCUUUCCAUCGGUGACCUUUCCGAAUCACUAUACCUUGGUGACUGGAUUAUACCCAGAGUCUCAUGGCAUUGUUGGGAAUACGUUUUGGGACAUGGAGCUCAAGGAGGAGUUCUACUAUACAAAUCCUAGUGCUAUGCAAUCGAAGUGGUGGGGAGGAGAGCCACUGUGGGUGACGGCCGAGAAUCAGGGGAUCAGGACAGCUAUUCAUAUGUGGCCUGGAAGUGAAGCACAUAUCAUGGCAAUUGAGCCAGCAUUUUUGGAUGCAUACAAUGGUGCGGAGCCAUUGUCGAACAAGGUCAACAGGAUCAUGCAAUUGCUCGACAUGCCAGGCCGGGAGAAUGAAGUGGCCGAGGUUCAAGAUAUGAGACCUCAGUUGAUUGCUGCAUAUGUUCCAAAUGUGGAUGGUGAUGGCCAUCUUUAUGGACCAAACAGCACUGAGAUCAGAGUGACAAUCAAUGAUGUUGAUAACAUGUUGGACCAUGUCUUCCAAGGUCUCGAACAACGAAAUUUGACGAACAUUGUCAAUGUGGUUGUCGUUUCAGAUCAUGGAAUGGCUACAACCGAUGUCACUCGAUUGAUCCAGCUUGAAGAUCUCGUUGACACGAACUUGAUUGAGCAUACCGAUGGCUGGCCUCUGUAUGGACUUCGACCUAAGGACCCGGCACAAGUACAGUCAAUGUAUGAUGGUCUGGUUGAGAAAGCUGCCACGAAUCCUAACCUUGAUGUCUAUCUCAGAGAUGUCAAUAUGCCUGAGAGAUAUCACUUCUCGAAGAACGAGAGGAUCGCUCCUUUGUGGAUUGUGCCAAAGACCGGGUGGGCAAUUGUGACAAAAGAUGAGUUCGAUGUAGUUGAAGGCAAGGAGAAAGGACUCGUGUACCACCCGAGAGGACUUCACGGCUAUGAUCAUGAACAUCCAUUGAUGAGGGCCAUUUUCGUUGCGAGAGGGCCUGCCUUCCCCCAUGCACCCAAUAGUCGGGUCGAACCAUUUCAAAAUACAGAGGUCUACAACAUCGUAUGUGACUCGUUAGGUCUCGUACCAAAGCCAAAUAAUGGCACACUUCGCCUGCCAUUGAAGCCAAUUGGUCUCCACUCGCCAGACACUGCACUCGAAGAUCCAAAUGAUCCACCGACAUCAACACCAACACCAUCACCGACACCAUCUCCAUCCGCGACUUCAGAAGAAGAAGCCGCUGAUGCAGUGAUCUCCAUCUCACCCAUCGAAGCGAGCUCAGCAGCCGAUUCCAACGAAAUUCCACCUCACAUGGUAGGCGUUGACCCCAUUGACGACACGAAUGUCGAUAGACCAGUCGUUCCGGACGAGAGCGAGAUGACGCAGGAGGAGAAAGACUUCUGGGAAUGGUUCAAGGCUAAGCUUGACGGUUUGAAGGGAUGGUUUGGAGAGUUGCUGAGUGGAGAUAAAGAUGCUGAGACGGGUGAGAGGAGGUAAUAUGUAUAUUUUCGAUACCAUUGACUGUGGGUUUGGCGUUAGCGUUGGCGUUUUGGGUUGGACCUUACUGGGAGGUUUGUCUUCCAAGUUCAAAUGGAUGAGCGAGUUCUUGAAGUAUUCGUUCCGCACCCAGGUACUUAAUAUUUACUUCCUGGUCACCAACGCUGAGGAGUAACUUUUUCAUACAAAUUUUGCGCUUACUCCCAUAGGCUCCAAG
Molecule: messenger RNA, 2550 nt
Organism: Mollisia scopiformis
Lineage: Eukaryota; Fungi; Ascomycota; Leotiomycetes; Helotiales; Mollisiaceae
Product: Phosphodiest-domain-containing protein
Exons: 2
Coding region: 54-2333 (759 amino acids)
Biological process (GO): nucleoside triphosphate metabolic process
Molecular function (GO): ribonucleoside triphosphate phosphatase activity; nucleoside triphosphate diphosphatase activity
Source: RefSeq, a predicted model, not a curated record